Messenger RNA from Suillus plorans, 183 nucleotides. RefSeq lists its product as uncharacterized. NCBI's taxonomy places the organism in Eukaryota, Fungi, Basidiomycota, Agaricomycetes, Boletales, Suillaceae. The record is from RefSeq and is a predicted model, not a curated record. The annotation marks the transcript as partial. The transcript has 2 exons.
GGUCAACAUGUCACGAAUCAGUCUGUCUUCAUCAACACGGCUCUUAUUCUGUGGGCUUGGACUCCCGGUCAACAUAAUCCUGCAGCGAAGAUUGACAUGCUUGCAUUCUCAGACACUGCAAACAUACAUGCUAUUCCGUUUGAGAUAUGUUUUACGAGGGAACUAUGCGCACCAGGCAAAUAA